AUGCUGCCCUUUGAUGCUAAUGACAGGCCACGGUCACAAAGUUCGCCCCAGUCCUCAAUGUAUCAUGGACAUGAUCUAACGGCCUGUAACAAUCUACCAACUAUGCCACAUGUAACCAACCCUAUGACUCGACCACAAGAUUCCCAACAAUUUGUGAUCCAAAUGCUACCAACAAAUGCUACAGCACAGCAUGUAUAUGACCAAUUGAACAGUAUUCCAAAAGAACGAACAAGAAAAGAUAGAGCUUGCGACUUAUGCCGACGCAAGAAGAUAAGCCAGUUAACUCCAAAUAAGCCAUGUUCAUCGUGUGAUAACUAUAAGAAGAUGUGUACAUUCAAUGAGGCAGGGAAAAAAAGAGGUCCGCCGAAAGGCUAUGUAGAAAAACUAGAAAGCCGAUUGAAGAGAAUGGAGGAUCUACUUAUGAAUAUGUCUGAUAAUGGAAAUGAAAGUUCUGAUUCAAUCAAAGCACUACUGAAAGGAAAAGAAGUGGACAUUUCAGAAGACAUUGAACAAGCUUACAGUGACGAAAGUGAUACAGACAUCCAGACUAAUGAAUCAGCCAAUACCAAGAGGAAAAAUUCAGAAGAAAGCGAAAACAGUGAAGAUCAAUGGAGAAAAAGAAGAGAAAUCACAUAUUCACCUGCCCAAAACCCACAGACCACCUCAAACCAAUCCGUGUCUCCUUCAUUACACAAGUCAGCUGCGCCAUCCCCGAGAAAUUGUGGAGCACAAAAUUCACCGUAUUCUACUGACUCUGAGAAUCCUGGAUAUAAUGAUUCCUUUAUGGGUAGCUCUUCUGGUGUGUAUCUAUUGGGUAAAUUGUUCGAAAUGACCGGAAGGAACAUGAAAGACUUGACCCACGAUAUAGCAAAGCCGCUAGACAAUCAUGAAGACGAUCUGAUAAUCUCAAUUUCUAAAACUGGAAUAUUCAAAGAAGACCUAUUCAAUUUUCCACAUGGAAAUGAUUCUGUGCCCUGGAGACUCCCUCCAAAAGAAGUUAUAGACCACCUGGUUGAUAUAUACUUUACGCAGAUGAAUAUAUUCGUACCAAUUGUGGAUGAAGAAUCAUUUUAUGAUACGUAUAGAAACGACUUUGACUCCCAGUCAAUGGUUCUUCUAGCUGCGAUCUGCCGUUCUUCUUGUCGUAUUAUGGAUGAAAACAACCCUUCGGCCCGAAAGAACUACAUAACACGCGUCCAACUUUAUGAUUCCUUGACGGAGCAAAUCAAAGAGAAAUUCGACCUUGAUUUAAUACAGCCAAGAAUCGAAACAAUACAAAUCCUAUUAUUAGGGGCAUGUAACGCUACAAAAUGGUCUGCAGAUGGUGUAGACUGGAUAGCUAUGAGUAUGGCAAUAAAAUUGGCCCAGGAACUUGGUCUACAUCGUUCAAGGAGUACAUGUGGAGCAACCAAAGAAACAAUUAAAUUCUACAAAAGAUUGUGGUGGUCCGCCUAUGUUAUUGAUCGCUGGAUAUGUGGCUGCCUCGGAAGGCCCUUGAUGAUUUCUGAUGCUGAUUGCGAUGUAGACCUACCAGAAAUCGAUUCUGAAACAGAGGAACCAUUACCUUCAAACAAAUAUAUUACUUUCUUUUAUCUCGUAAAAUUGUCUGAGAUAUUGAGCGAUGUUCUUCGUACACUCUGUUCUCCGCGUGCACGAAUUGUUAAUCAUAACGAAGAAAUAUACAAUCAAGCAAGAGUGAAUAUCGAGCGGAUGCUAAAAGAAUGGGAGCAAACUUUGCCUAGUAAUCUCAAGAUAACGGAGGAGGAAUUUGAUAUGAUACGCCGAAAGGAACUAUCUCCUGAACUUGCACAGAAAAUAAACAGUGGCUCUGGACAACUCUAUUUAGGUUACUGUGCCGUUAAUCUCCAAGUAAAACGACCGUUUUUGUUACCUGAUUCCAAACUGAAGAAAAAUGAAAAAAUCCUGAGUGGUUGCAUGAAAUAUAUGGAGAGAGCAAUCGAGAUUUUGGAUGUAAUUGAUGUUCAAACAUUCCUCCAAUUUGGAUGGUCUAUUUCAAGUUUUGUGCUGGCUCAAGUUUACACCUUUGUCCUUUUCAGCCAUCAAAAUAAUGAUAAAACCACUGCAGAACUUGCAAACAGACAGCUAUUUAUCUUGAGCUAUAUGUACAAGCGCUUAGAAGCAUAUAUAACAGAGCCUUCAAUGAUGCCAGUACUUGAGCUGAUGUGUAAAACAGUAAACGAAUCAUAUACUACAAGUAAUAACAACAAGAACACCACUAUGCUACCUCCCUCCCUCGGUUGA
This is a messenger RNA of Phycomyces blakesleeanus NRRL 1555(-), 2262 nucleotides long. Its product is annotated as Zn(2)-C6 fungal-specific transcription factor. The record is from RefSeq and is a predicted model, not a curated record. The transcript is spliced from 10 exons. Gene Ontology annotation, biological process: DNA-templated transcription; regulation of DNA-templated transcription. NCBI's taxonomy places the organism in Eukaryota, Fungi, Mucoromycota, Mucoromycetes, Mucorales, Phycomycetaceae. Bases 1 to 2262 code for a protein of 753 amino acids. Gene Ontology annotation, molecular function: zinc ion binding; DNA-binding transcription factor activity, RNA polymerase II-specific; DNA binding.